Messenger RNA from Aureobasidium melanogenum CBS 110374, 1938 nucleotides. RefSeq lists its product as uncharacterized. Bases 1 to 1938 code for a protein of 645 amino acids. The transcript has a single exon. Gene Ontology annotation, biological process: ubiquitin-dependent protein catabolic process; establishment or maintenance of cell polarity. Lineage: Eukaryota; Fungi; Ascomycota; Dothideomycetes; Dothideales; Saccotheciaceae. The record is from RefSeq and is a predicted model, not a curated record. Gene Ontology annotation, cellular component: MUB1-RAD6-UBR2 ubiquitin ligase complex.
AUGCGCGAGGCCAACUUCAGCAUCCCGAGCGCGAACAAGGCUUCGGUCGGCAUUACGCCUGCUCUCUACGACCGUCGCGCUCUUGAUUGCACCUCAACCCUCCCCUUGAUCAACUCACUCAACAACCUCACCUACCUCACUACGUCAUCCGCACGCAUCCGCGACAUCCUCACUGUAGACGGUGGUGUUGAACGCCUGGUCUGCAUUUUGAAAGAAGGCAGGAGCAAAGAUGCCAUGGAGAGUUGGAAAUGGAACCUGGCUUUCCAGUGUGUCUUCAACAUUGGUGUCAGAGGCUCCGAAGCCGUACGAACUCGUGUUGUUGAGGCCGACAUGGUACCUGUGGUAGCCACCCUUCUUGACAACUACAUCCGCGCCAUGGAGAAGCUGAAGAAGAAAGCCGAUGAGGACGCAAGACGCACCCCGGCCAACUUCAACCCUUUUCCCAACCUUCAGAGUCCUCCCCGAGCAAGUCGCUCUCCUUACCAGCCCAGAUCAGACCGUACACCUCGAAGAACAGCCCCGCCACCAAUUGAUAUCUCUGCUACUGACGAUCAGCCUAUGGUUGAUUCACAGCAACCGUCGCUACGCAGCACCAGACUCGACUUUGGCCGCCACACUCCGAUGCACGACAUCCGUCCACAAUCAUCUCCACAGAUUCGCUCAGAGCAAGCCUCGCGUCAGACGCUACGUCCGGUUCGAGAUGCUGACCGUCUGCCGUCGAUGCUGCCCAACCUGAACGCUGAGUUGAGCUCACAACCACAGUCGCCUACCACGCCAAGCGCGACGGCCCCGACUAGUCCUCGCUCUAGCCUCGGACGCAGAAGACCAUCGAUCCGCCAUCAGCUAUCCAUUUCUGGCAACUGGGAAGAUGAACAAAGCGAUGAUGCUGUGCAAGACACUUCGGACACAGCAGAGACGUCACCAGAGCCAAUGGUCGACAUCCAGAACGACAUUUCCAUGCAGGAUAUCGUUAAUGAUGAGACUAUGCUUGAAGGUAGCGCUACUCCCGUCGCUUUAGGUGUGCCGACCGUCGACGUUUCAGAUUCAGAUGCUUUCAUUAGCCACGCUUCAGCGCAGGACGGUAGCAUCAACACACAAACCCCAACUCAAGCUCAACCCGGAUUCGCACCCGCCCAGCCACUUCCUUCUGUCGAUAUUGUUAACGCUACACCACCAGCACUCAUGGCUCCGCGUGCUGGUGUUCCCUUUGUCUCGGCUCCAGCUCCUCUUGCCGCCGCCCUUCCCCGUGACGAAGAUGUCAUCAUGUCCCUUCAACUGCUCGCCUACGUCUCAAAAUACUGCAACCUACGUUCAUACUUCCAGGCUUCACAUCUCGUUCCCCGCCUCAAUAUUGACGCUGAGCUACGCACACUGGAUGCUGAUUACGACCCUUCAAAGCCCUUCACCGGUCCCUCUCAAGCAGAGCUCGAAGAGGCGUGGGACAAUGAGUUCGUCGAACAACCCGCUUACAACAUUUUCCCCCUGAUCGAAAAGUUCACUGUGCGUUGCUCGAGCUCUCGCCAAUCAUUGUUACCAACUUCGGCUCAACAGAGCGAGACGAUGCAAUACUGGGCCGGUGUCGUGAUGCGUAAUCUUUGCCGCAAAGACGAAAGCCGCGGAGGUAUUCGUCAAUGUGCAUACUGGAAGUGUGGCAAGUGGGAAGAGUACACACGGCAAUUUGCUAAAUGCAGACGAUGCCGACGCACCAAGUACUGCAGUAAAGAGUGCCAAAAGGGCGCUUGGGGCAGUCAUCGAUUCUGGUGUGUAGCAGCUGAAGAGGGCAAAGAAGGAGAAAACUCUCGGCAUCACCACCACCACUCGCACUCACAUUCGCACCAGCGGUCCCAUCAUCACGCACAGGGCGAAGCAGCGACGGCAUCAGCAGGAGCGUCAACAACACGAGGCGAAUCAUCACGCUCUCGAGCACAUCAUUCUUGA